UACAUUCCAUGAUUGAUUACGGACAGGGCUGCUGCUUGUAUGGAAUCCUAGGCGGCUCUCCAACCGGAUUGUUGAAGCACCGGAUAGCAUACAAGCUCAGCGGAAACUGGUCUUCUGGACCUUGGUGGCCAGAGGAUAGGCGGAUUGGAUUCGAAUAAUGCCAAUCGGCCAUCCAUACUUAAGACUACGGACUGGAGUCGAUGCCGAACCUACGACUUGGCGAGAAGUCAUACGCACUGUUCGCUGACGGCAAAGGUACGGCGAUGCUAGAUCCAGCAAGCGGAGAUGUGGCUAAAUGUAUGUGCCGGCCUGGGCGUGGGUGUAUCUGGAGACCUGUUGGGUAGCCAUGGCGAGGAGCACGAAGCGUCUUCUGGAGGAGGCCAGCAGACUUCCGCCAUUGGUUCGGGCGUGAGUUACCAUGAAAGGCUUCCAGAAGGCGCUUUGGGCUAUAAGCCAUUGUGCAGUACCCAUCUCGUCACUGCCGUGCGCAAGCUAGAGCAGGACUGUGCCAGGACUGUUGUGGCUUACGUGGUCAAGUAUGUCGGCUUCUCGCUUUGAUGGUCUUAUCUUGCUUGUCGCGCUCAGUGAGUGCUGAGGCUGUCUCCUUGAAGCUCAAGUCCUUAUUUCCUUGCAUUGUAUGGUGAAGACGAUCCGUGUGGAUCCUGCUGCUGUGGUGUUUGUAUCCAAAAUGCUCCUUUUCUAGUAGGUUCGAGGCGGUCCAUAUCCGGAUGUGUGUUCGAAUGAUAAUGGAAGGAAAGAGGAGGUUAGUCUACUUACAUCGUCACGAUCACGAGAAGGGCGGUAGUUGUCGUCUGUGAAAGGUUGUGUCAGCUUAGCUGUUGCUCAAUGAGUGAUGAGCGAGUCGCGCUGUGGUUGCUUUGUCUCAAGACAGUGCAAAAGCCAAGUGUUGUCCUCGAAACUCAAUAGAGGUGAGGAUCGAGGGUAUAAACCUUGGCAGGUGAAGUGGGAAUGAAGGAAAA
Baudoinia panamericana UAMH 10762 is the source of this 980-nucleotide messenger RNA. RefSeq lists its product as uncharacterized. Lineage: Eukaryota; Fungi; Ascomycota; Dothideomycetes; Mycosphaerellales; Teratosphaeriaceae. The record is from RefSeq and is a predicted model, not a curated record. The coding region runs from base 286 to 558 and encodes 90 amino acids. The transcript has a single exon.